Messenger RNA from Pygocentrus nattereri (red-bellied piranha), 2463 nucleotides. It is a transcript of the gene prss23, whose product is annotated as serine protease 23. Gene Ontology annotation, molecular function: serine-type endopeptidase activity. Gene Ontology annotation, biological process: proteolysis. The transcript has 2 exons. The coding region runs from base 351 to 1520 and encodes 389 amino acids. Lineage: Eukaryota; Metazoa; Chordata; Actinopteri; Characiformes; Serrasalmidae. The record is from RefSeq and is a predicted model, not a curated record.
AGCGGCGCUGGGACCGCGAAGGUGGGCUCAGCAACCAACAUUCACCCUCGGCUGUCUGACUGGAGAUACUUCAGCACAACACAGUUGCAGUCGAGUCUGAACGGAAGAGUCAUUAAGCGAGUGUGGCACUGAGGAGAGUGAAGGAAGUGAUGGAGUCUCAGGCGAUGUGAAGGUCCGGUGGUCAGUGUGAGGGUUAGCGUGGAAGUUCAGGGCAAAACCUGUCACACAGCAGCGCAGACAGCAUGGGAGGAAAGCUCCGAGCUGGGAGAGCCGGUGCACUUGGACAGAAAAACUGGAUUUGGAUUUAAAAAGCCACUUUACUCAUCUACAAGGUUCCUCAAAUAUCAACCAUGGUAUGGUGCCGGGUGCUGGGUCUGGCCCACUGCUGCCUUACUGGUCUUCUCCUCUUACUUCUCUUAUCCAGCUCUUUGUCAGUGAGAGCACCACGUCACCUGUCUGAGCAUCCUCACGUCCCCUCCCUGGUGCAUCACACCCCCUUGCCACUGUCCCGUUCCCGUUUCAGCGCAAAAGCCCAGUUGGACCUCACCACCCACUGCAACGCCAGCUGCUACCACAAGGGAGAGGACAUCGACAAAGAGCACCUAACUGAGCAGCUAGCUUUCGAGACGCUCUAUGCUGAUGGCUCCCGUACACUAACCACUGUGGACCUGGAUGAUGACGAUGAUAUUGUUUAUGAUAUCAUCCCCACACCUUCUAUCAGAAAGAAGCACAAAGCCCCACCUUCCCCUCACAAGAGGAUGAGAAGGCAAAUCUAUGGUCCAGAUGGACGCUUUAAUAUCCGCGGUGAUCACUUCCUGCUGGACUACCCCUUCUCCACAGCAGUGCGCAUCUCAACAGGCUGCACUGGGGUUCUGGUGUCACAGCAGCAUGUUCUGACUGCUGCCCACUGCGUACAUGAUGGGAAAGAUUAUGUCAAAGGUGCACGCAAGCUCAGGGUCGGCUUCCUUAUCCCACCUUCUACUAACAGCACAAAGCAAGGCCAGACCUCAUUGAAGAAGCCUUUGGUGCGCUGGGUUAGAGUCAAGAGGACACGGGUGCCUAAAGGCUGGAUCCAGGGACAGCAGGAUGUCAGCAUGGAUUAUGACUAUGCUCUCCUGGAGCUGCGCUGGGCCCAUCGGAGGCCCUUCAUGCGCCUUUCCGUGGCUCCCACAUCUGACGACCUGGCUGGGAAACGUAUUCAUUUCUCUGGGUUCGACAGUGACCGUCCAGGAGAGCUUGUGUAUCGUUUCUGCCCUGUGGAGGAUGAGUCCAAUGACUUGAUUUACCAGCACUGCGAUGCCCGGCCUGGGGCCAGUGGUUCUGGAGUCUAUGGCCGCGUGUGGGACAACACUCUGGAGCGCUGGGAACGCAAAGUUAUCGGCAUCUUUUCUGGACACCAGUGGCUGGAAAUCAAUGGCGAGAACCAUGACUACAAUGUGGCUGUGCGCUUUACCCCGUUGAAAUUUGCUCAAAUCUGUUAUUGGGUACAUGGCAACAGAGCAGACUGCAGUCAGGACUGAUCUAGAUGAUGAAAAGAACAAUGCUGGAAAUGCAAGAAAGACCGGAGGACAUGAAAGAAAAACUGACCCAUGAAACUGCACUUUAUGGUCAAUCUUUUCACAGAGCAAGGCAACUGUAUUCAAAAGUCCUUGGCAAGAGGUUACCACAAGAUUCUGGACUUGAUUAUCAAGGUUAUUUAAUCCAAAUUGGAUCUGAUACCACCUUUGUCUUUGAAUUGGACCUUUAUUUAAAUAAGUAACAACCACUACUUUGCCUUCCAUUGUACAAUAUCCAUGGGUUACCCAACACUGCUGAGGCCUGUAACACAAGUAAAGGCUGGCUUUCACCUAUUUCAUGCCACGUCAGUACUCAUUAUAUAUCUAUAAAAAAGAAAAUGUCAAGUACUUUCUUUUUCUUCUUGUUAUGAUUUCAUUAUAUUUCCCAGAAAUGUUAAAAAUGCCUGGCAUGGAUUCAUUGUUAGACUGUGAUGUUUAGAUGGAUGGUGUAUAAUCUUUGUUAGAUAUAUUAAUCUGUUUCUAAUAUAGUGGUGAUUUUUUUUCAUCCAUUGGCAAGAACACAAACCUGGUCAGUUCUUUGAAUGUACUACUGCUUGUCACAAUAGUGGAUUAAAUUGAUCAUGCUGAGUUGUGUAAGGAAAGAGGAGAAUCAGUUAACUAUGUUUGUUGUCUCAUAUUCUUAUUUAAGGGUGUAGAAACUAGAUGACUGUGAUAGAUAAAACAAAGAAUAACCUGGUAAAUUAUUCUGGUAAAUCUUUGACAUUAAACAGCUACAAAAGUAGUGACUGCAACAGCUUUAGCAAGAUAAUACACAGCAUAAAAAUUAUUUUCUUAAUAACCAAUACUUGCGAGAUCCAAUACCAAAUACCAGGGAUGAGGGAUACAUUGAAUUGAAUAUAUUUUAUUUUUUUGGAAGUGCUUAUAUUUUAAUAAACAAAACGAUGUA